AUGAAAGUAAAAUUUGGCCUAUAAUAAUCAGAUGUCAUGGUGAUAUCGACAAUUAUCCUCCAAUAUAAAAUCAAGUUAAUUAAACCAAUAUUGAACAAAAAAAUAUAGUACUACCAGCCUAACAGAGUCAAUAGACCUAAAAUGAUUCUAUCUCUGAAAAUCUUACUGACUAAGCAAACACAAGUUUAAGCACUUUGUAAUGAUCCCAAAAUAGUAUCUCAUAUUUAAGUAGCUGAAAAUAGCUAAUUAUUUGAUAUUGAUAGUGAAGAUAUAAAUAUUUAGGCUAAAUUAGCAGUGGAAUUGGAAGAAGAGAACAAAUUGCUUAAAAAUGAGAUCAAUAUAUAGAAAUAGAAGAAUCUUGAUUUAUUAUCCAAAUUAGACGAAUAAAAACUUUCUCAAUAAUUAAGCGAAAGUCAAUAAGUUUUAAUAGAAGAAAGCAAGAAUCCUCAGGAUUUAUUCGAUAAAAAUAAUGCUUAGAUUGAGGAAAAUUAAGAAUCUAAUAAAAGUGCUAGCUCUCUAUCUUUUAAAGUCGAAGUAAAAGAUUUCAAUUCAGAGGAAAAAUCAAUUAUAGAAAAUAUCUCAAAUUUGGCAUCGUAAAAUACUUAGUUUACCAAUUAGAAUCUUUGUCAAUAAAAUGAACCAGUUAGCUUUGAAAAUCGUGAAAUUCAAUACCAGAAUUAAGAAAAUUCUAAAGAGAGCAACGAAAGCUAAGACAAAUUGUCGUUUUUAUAAAAUUUAGGAGAGGUGCUCAAUAAGUAUCUUCAUGUUGAUCAAAUUGAGUCAGACAAUUCCUCAUAAUUAGUCGAUUUCAAUGAGGAGAGCUAAGAACAAUAGGAAUGGUUGCUAUUGAGGUCAUCAGUAAUUAGAUAAGCAGAAUAUAAUGUCUGUGAUGUGGUGAAAUUACCAGAGUAAUAGAAAAAGCAAUGA
This is a messenger RNA of Stylonychia lemnae, 927 nucleotides long. NCBI's taxonomy places the organism in Eukaryota, Ciliophora, Spirotrichea, Sporadotrichida, Oxytrichidae. The record is from the annotation of a GenBank genome assembly.